Molecule: messenger RNA, 1261 nt
Organism: Cryphonectria parasitica EP155
Lineage: Eukaryota; Fungi; Ascomycota; Sordariomycetes; Diaporthales; Cryphonectriaceae
Exons: 2
Coding region: 188-1093 (301 amino acids)
Source: RefSeq, a predicted model, not a curated record
GGAGGAGGGGGCCAGGCCCUCAGAGCACGUCAGGCCAGCAGCACAUUGUCCAAGUGAAGGCUAGCAAACACAACACAAACACAAAUGCACCACCUCUCAACUAAUCUAUUUCUCUUUUCAUAAAUUAAAAGCUCACGUCCCCCCUUCGUGAUACGGUCCCCGAAGAGGGAGAGAGAAGGAGAAGAUAAUGCCUUCUUCUUCUGCCCUCUCCACCUCAGUGUUCUUGGGUAUCAUCUCUCUCGUGCUUGCUCUGCUGGCCCAACGCUCCCCAUUUAUGAUGGCGUCCACCCCAGCCUCCUCCUCGUCCAAGCCGUGGGCAGACGGCCCCAUGAAGCUUGUGGGCACGCCCAUCCACGAGACCAACAAGACCGACAUCUUCUCGACCGGUGCGAGUCACAUGGCCCUGCUGCACAACUCCAUCUUCAGAGGCUACAACAGCAUCUACCUCCAGGCACCCCACGUCCAGGACGCGGAUAAGGCCGAUUUCGUGGGCUACUGCCUGACCUGGUUCAAGUUUGUCAAGUCACACCAUGACGACGAGGAAGAGACCCUCUUCACCAAGGUCGAGGAGCUGUUGGGUGACACGUCCGUCUUUGAGGAGACGCACAAGGAGCACCAAUCCUUCAUGGCCGGCCUCGUCGAGUUCAACACCUACCUAACCUCCCUCCCCACUCCACAAGCCCUCGACGGAGCCAAGCUCCUCGCCAUCAUGGACUCCUUCUCCCAGCCCUUCGAGACCCACUUCCACAACGAGAUCGCCACCAUCGCCCGCCUCGCCGACCACCCCGCCGCCCCGAAGCCCGACACCCCUGAGGCCGCCGAGGCGAGCCUCACCUUCAAGAGCUGGGGCAAGUCCACCGUCACCAAGGCCGGCACCACCGACGUCGUGCCCUUCUUCCUCCUCAACCUUGACCGGACCCCGCUGUUCGAGGACGGCCGCUGGGCCUCCUGGCCGCCUAUCCCGGCGCCGAUCAAGUGGGGCCUGAUCAAUGUCGGCGGCUGGUUCAAGGGUGGGUACUGGAAGUUUGCCAGCUGUGAUUCCGCUGGGAACAGGAGGGAGCUCUAUGCGCUGCCGGACGGCGCCAAGGCGUAGAUGGGAUGGCCUCGGGACUGGGACGCCGGAUACCGGGGGUGUUUGCGAUUGUGGAAAGGGGCGUUUUGGGACCAGGCCGGUAUUGGUAUCAAAGGAGCGAGUGGGAUUGUAAUGUGCAAUAUCUCUGUCCCUGAAACUAUGAAUGAAUGAAUGAUUGAAUGACUCCAC